CUGUAGAAUCUACAUCGCAGGCUCCGAAAUAGGCGUCAUGUCAAUAUCGUUCCCAAAGAAGAAAUAAUUGUUAUGAAUUUUCAUUCAGUUUCAAUAGCUGCCGGGCGAAAACAGAAUUGAGCGUGCGGCUGUCUUCAGGUCCGCUACCACUAACUAGCGUCGACUUGUGCAGAGCGACGUAAAGCAUAAUCAUCCUACGAAGAGCUAAGAAUUUAUAUUCCAGAUCAAGAAUCAUUUUAGUUGCUUUGAGGUCAUGAUGGUAGUGGAGAUGGAGCGCUGAACUGGCUCAUCACGUCUGUACCAGUCGCUGUUGUCUUAUAAGUCCGUCGCUGAACCGCUCCACGUCCAAUCAUGAGUAUGGACCCACUAGCAUUAGUCGGUGGUCCUCUGGCUGGACCGGUCACCACAAGGCAUCGGCCGAAACGAGACGAGCUGGCCAGAUGGGUGAACGGGCUACUGCCGGACUCUGACAGCGCUCUGAGAACCAUGCCUGGAACGUUGGCAAGUGACUUUGCAGAUGGUCAUCUUCUGGGACUGCUCAUGAUGCAGUGGGGACUUAUGAAAAGAGGCGAGUUCAAGAAGUUUCGCAAAGGAAGAUCCAACGAUAUCGCCCUGCACAACUAUCGAAUGCUGGAACCAAUUUUCAGAAUUCUCCGCUUGGACAUCACUCCUGAUGCUGCUGCUGCUCUGAUCAAGGGCAACCAGCAGGCCGCUAUCGAUCUACUCGUGGAGCUGAAGUUCAUGUUUGAAGGUCGUCCGGCGAGAGGACCCGUCUUCAAUCAAGACUUCGUGCAGCACAAGAAACGAGAAGCCGGAGCUGAUGGAGACGCCCGAGUUGGUGACCUGAAAUCCUUGGACUGGAUGAUGAAACUGCAAGAACGAGUGCCGCCUCGUCAACAGGAAACUCUUCACGAUCGCCUCCAGCGUACGUUUGACCGGAAGCAAGGAUCAUCCAUGGCAUCGGGCGGCCACACAAGUAGAACCGAGCUGCCCGGAGUGUACGAUCAUUUGCCAGAGAUACAGCGAGAAAGAAUGCAGCAGAGAGGCAGCUCGAUGGAAACACGAAAGACACCAUCGCUGUCCGAGUUAGCUGCUGGAUACAGUGCUAGGGAUGGCCUCUCCCGCCAAAGUACGAGCCGCUCACAAUCGCAGCAAUCACAGCGGUCACAGCAGCAGCAGCAGUCUAGCCAAGAGUACACUGCGCUGCAGAUUGUAAAGCCCGUUGUCGAUGCCAGACGUGGACGUGGACGUCCAGCUAGUGCUGGUGACUCAGAAAGAAAUGCCUUCAUUGAAAUUCUCGUACAAGGAUUUCCUGUUGGCAACGAUGCCACAUUGAGCGAUCAAGCAACACAGCGCCUUCGCCAGCACUUCCAAGAGCAACAUCCUGAUGCCGGAACAGCUUACAGGACACCACCACCACCGCCCGAGCAUCUCCUACUGAAACAACGCACUGACGAGGAUGAUCUGCGAUGCUGCACGUCAGAACCCCUGCUCACAUCGCCAAUGGCCAUGCGAAGAAUGGACUACGCAUGCCUGGACGAUGCCCUGCUUGCAUUGCAGAUUCAACCGGGCCAAACUCUACCAUCACAACUGGGGGCCCCUGAACUGUCACAGCCAGCAAAAUCGGCAACGCCACAGGAGCAACUACCUCCAUUGGCUCCGAGUGGCACUGACCGUGAGUGGCUCGAAGGCUUGGCCAAGAUCGACCAGCAGAAGUGGGCACAUGAUCCAAUAGCCGAUGAACCAGAUGACUGGGGCAAGGUGUCUGGAUCAGUGUUGAAUUUCGACCCGGCAAAGUUGCGAGAGAAGCUGGGAGUGUCUCGUGCUGGUACUUUCCCGAAGCGGCCCGUGAAAUCAUUUGAAGAGCAGAAGAAGGACAAGGCGCGCAUUGACGCACUACUCAAGAAGCACAGAGAACGGCUGAGAAGAAUCCACAGGGGCAAGGAGAAGACCGCCAGCAGUGCUGAAGAUGACUUGAUCAAUGUCAAUAAGUGGAUGCAAGAACUUGAAGAGCAUGAAGUGAAGGUGGAGGGCAUGGCGAGGGAAACAGAAUUAGCGAAGGAAGAAGAAGAGAUGGCCAAGCAGUCCGUCGUGGAUGAAGUGACGAUUGGGCCGCUGAAGAGAGCCAUUCUCGGCGAGUCCUCUGACCACUACUCCCGAACAGAGGAGCUUUUCCUGUCACAAGUUCAGAGUCGAGAAGCAGAAGCGCAGCCGCAUGCCGCGCUGGCCGAACGGCGCCAGAGAAGCGAACAGUUUGAGCAGAGUCGCCCGUACGUGCACCCACACCUCCUGCGGCAGGACCACAGGCACACGAAAGCUCCGCUGUCGUCGGAACAAAUCGACGCGGCACAAGAGAUCUCUCCCGCCGUCAAGGUGUCCAUGCUGGAUAGACCUACACUGAAAUGUGACCAGCUUCUCAUCGCUCUUGAGCAGUGUAAGAACAGGACUGGGGAAGUGACAGCGACCCAAUCAGAUGACGAGUACAAGGCUCGUGUCCAAGAGACGCUUCAAAGCAGAAUGCUGGAAAUGCGCUUAGAGGAGGACAAGAGGGCAAAAACCAGGAAGAUGUUGAGACCUCGGCGCCGCUCGAUGCCAAUGUUCAUGCGGGAAGACCCGGACAAUGUCGAGAGGGACACGGAGGAGUGGAGUGAAGCACAGCACGCCUGCAUCCAGGAGAAGCUACAAGCUAAGCGAGCCGACAAGGCGGAGAGCAUCAGGAACCGGCGAUUCUAUCUCGAGGGCUUGCAUAAUCUGGUUCAAAAAAGCCAGCGCCAGGCUCUCCAGGAGGACAUCACCAGGUGCCGGGUAUCCGUCAAGUGUGCUGCGCAGGAACGAGUGGAAAACAGAAUGGAGGAGAUGUCAAAGGAGGCCAUCACCAGCAUCCUGGCUAUGAACAAUGCAAGUGCGGAGUAUCGCGAGCGCAGCCACGAGGAGAUUAUGAGCGAGAAAUUAGUGAGGCUCGAGAGACAACUGCAGCGAGAGGUCGAGGACUUCCAGAACCGCGUCAGCCUGGCGGUGCAGCAGAUUGAAUCGUAUCGCGUGAACCUGAGAAUGAAACAGCACGACGAGAACGUCAGAUUCUGCAAAAAGCUAACACGAGAGAUAGUGGACCUAGCUAUCCGCGACGCCAAGAUGAAGAAGCAAACGUUCCAGGAUAUGCCCGAGUUGGUGAAGCAAACAGUGAAGCUACUCUUCAUGUACGGAAAGCCAAUGUUCCCCAACAGCAUACCGGAUGACACCGACUGGCAUAUCUUAACAAAGGAGGAAGCCAAGAAGACGUCAGACGCUGUGGAUACGCUGUUGAACGAAAUUGACCGCAAGAAUUACCUGAACUACGGUGAUGAGUGGGCGUUUAGUCCAUUACCCGUAGCCAGUGAAGCAAAUGCUGAAAGUUCAGGAGAAGAGGCACCAUCGAAUGCAGUGAGCGCUCUGCGCAAAAUAAUGCACUUUGAGGCCGACAAGCCGGGGAAUUUCCUCAUGAUGAACAUCUUGCGCGCCUUGGAGGACUGGUCGAAGGAUAAGAACAAGGCAAAGAAGCCGGAGGCAUUGCCACCGAAAGUUGAAAUGCCACGGCAUCGUGUGCGAGGCGUUGUCCUGGGCAAGCCCUUUGCCGGGAAAACGGCACUAUUGAAGAGAGUGAGAGAAGAGUAUCCGUUGAAGAUCAUCACAAUGGACUACCUGGUGGAAUCAGCUGUGAAGGUAUUUGAAGACCAGAAGGCUGAGUUUGCAGCAACCAUGAGAAACCUGCGAGAGAGAAGCAAGCAAUUCCAACGAGAACGAGUUGAGAGGACGGAGCUCCAGAACGCAUCAGCACAAUCGGUUGCUGUUUCUCCAGAUGCUGCUCUCCCAUCGCAAGAGGAAGCUUUGAAGAGUUCUGCAUCAGUGGCUACCAAGUCGUCAAAGUCAGUCAGGCUUAAGACUCCAUCACGACCGGAAUCCGUCAGAACUCCUGCGACGCCCAUGCCCGUUGUCACGCAUGGAACCUCGCAAGUGUGUCCAAUCAACGGGCUGGUCAAUCUACCUGCAGAUCCUGAGAUUGAAGUCAUCGAUCCUGACUUCUCCGGCUCCUGGUUGAAGUUCUCACCAAGAGCCGUUGUUGGACGCAAGAUUGUGGAAUAUCUUGCAGUCGGAUGGUCUGUGCCAGACAAGGUUCUAAUGGAGCUGCUUGCCAUGGAGCUUCAAACUCUGGACAAGGACAUGGGUUGGAUCUUGGAUGGCUUUCCGAACACGGUGAAGCAAGCACAGAUGCUAGUCCAUGUAUUGACCGGAUACACAAGCGGUGACAUCCAGGAGGGUGAUUCCUUCGGCGCCAACAUGAAGUUCUGCCCACUGGAUGCUAAGACACCUAUUGUGCGAGUCUUGUCUGAAUUGCUACCGAACGUCCUUACCGGCAAGAACCCUCCACCGCUGAACAGUGGGUUGGAUUUUGUGGUGGAGUUGGAAGCUGAUGACGACAAGUGCUGCCGUAGAGGUCUUUCGCAUUACUAUCGGGAGUUUAUUCGUCACGAUCCGGAGCAGAUGAAGGAGCAGUUCAGUUCUCUUCUACCAUCACAUAUGCUACCUCUGCAGCACACCGAUCCACGAAUGGUUGUACACCUACACAAACAGAUGCAACAUCAUGCGCUGCACUCGGCCAAUCUAUUGCUGUUCUUCGAUACGUUUGGCAUAGUGCAGAGAUUCAAUGGCAAUUUGUCAAUGGACGAGAACUAUUCCCGCUUCAAGCUUCUUCUUGAUCACAUUGUUGGAGAGGCUAUUCUGCAAAUCAAGAAGGCGGCUGAAGAAGCAGUGGCAAAGAAGGCAGCAGAGGAAGCUGCACGACUGAAGGCAAUUGAAGAAGCAAAGCGCUUGGCAGAAACAAUAGUACCGGAAUCACCACCCAAGACACCAGUUCCAGAAAGUGGAGGAAAGCCAGCCAAGGGCAAAGGUGGCAAAGGAAAGGCCAGCGGCAAAGAGUCAGGGGCAAAGGGAGAGAAAAGCGGCAAGGCAUCGGCAGCAAAGGGGGAGAAGAGUGGUAAAGCUUCAGCAGCCAAAGGAGGAAAGGCUAGUGGCAAGAGCUCUGCAGCAAAGGGUGACUCACUUGCACCAAACGCAGCAGAACCUCCCGUUAGCCGUGAGCCUACACCACCUCCUCAGCCUGUCAGCCAUCCAUUUAUUGGAAACUACACGUUCUGUACUACAGAAAAACCAGACUUGGCACUCGUGGAUCUGCUGCUCAAUCUAUGGAGAGAUAUGGAACAGAAGUACUAUGCUGCUGUAGAGUUCGCGUUCCAAAAGAUACGCUUCCAGCGGGAGGCAAGCGUGCAGAAUAUUUUCGAAAUGAGGUCUAGGCUACUCAAGCGGUUUCAACUUGUCGAGCAAGAGGACCCUGAGUAUCUGGACGUCUUCUCGGCGGAGCUCCUUGCCAUCCAGCUGCUGAGACGUGCCAAGGAGGCCGGCAUUCAGAAGAGCGACCUGCACUUUGCAAUACAGGGCAUUGCUGCAGACCUGCUCACUUGCUGCGAUGCAACAGCCAAGAAUACUCUGGGAGAUAUUGCUGCCUGGAGACGAUAUGCCUUUGUUGAAGAUGGAAUUGGAUACAUAUCGAACAUCUUCAUCAGCUUUAUGCAGGCUGAGUUACUGAAGUUCCAGACCACGUGCCGCAUCAUGUUUGACUACUACAACAUGCUAGAAGGAUUGCAGCCAAGCAAAAGCACUGAGAAGAUACACUUCCUGCAGUUCCUCAAGGUUCCUACAGCCAAGGUUGCAGUUGGUCUGAUUCUACCAGAGCAUGCCGACGAUCUGGUGCGCGAACAUGGCGGCGUCCAAGCUGGUACACUUCCAAGUGCUGUACCUGGCUCCUGUCCUGGUGUUGAUGCAAGCGCUGGUGCUGAUCGGCCUAGGGACAAACACAGUACCAACAAUGUACUGACGUUUAUCACUCAAACAGGUUCAGUGUACAGCACAGACACAUCCGCACAAGAAGGACAGCAGCAGGACGUUCCGGCGUCUCAAGCAUCAGCUGCAGCAGCAGCAGCAGCAGGAGAAGCAGGUCAGGUCGGCUCGACACCAGCAGCAGCUGAGUCUGCAGCAAGUGAAGCUCCCCAAGUAGCUACUUCCACUGGGCUUUUUGGUGAAGAGCCCCAGCCAGCUGAUCGCGUGGUACGGGAUGUGGGUGCCCAGGCCGAGGAGCAAGUACAGAUUAUUUACAAGCGACUGGAGGAGAAGUACAAGGCGCCAGCUGUGGUUCAUGCGCCCCCAGUUGAGGAGGUCAACGAAAAGAAUCCGAAGAAGAAGGAAAAACCGGCAAAAGGUGGCAAGGGUGGCAAGGCAACUCCCGCUAAGGGACGGAAAGGCGCAGAGUCAGCUGUUCCAGAACCGGCUCCAGUGGAUCCUGCUGCAGAAAAGAAGGCCGAGCGCGUUCGCAAGAUCCGCAAGGAAGCCCUCGCCAAUCUGGAGAUGGAGAAGGAACGGUGCAUGGAGCGCCUCUACACCAUCCAGAGAAAUGCGUCCACGAUGAUGCAGGAGCUACAGGAACGAACGGAGAAAGUGUACACGAACAUCGCUGAGUUAGCUGUACAGAUGAGAGAGGCGAAGAAGAAGAGUAUAAUGGCAGCUAUGGAACUGGUUGAAGACGCCAUGGAAAGGCACGAAGAGUUCCGCUUUGCAAUGGACAUUACAGAGACGGAGCUGAAUAUUCACGAGGAUCGGAUUGUCGGCCAUGCAUCACCGCCCCACGCAGCGCCGAGUUUGUGCGAGCGUGCUGUGCCAGGUGUACCACUGGCAUGUGACCUGGAAGAGUUCACUGAUGAGAUGUUUGCCGAGCAGGACCAACAGCCCAUGCUGUCUGGUGAUGUCAUGGACGCGCUGGAGCGAGACGUGUGCUGCACGGUGCUCCCAGAUGACGGGACCACUCAGGACAAGGAUUGGCGUCUUAGAGCACUGACCAUCUUGCUCUCUUCAGUCAAGCCACUAUCACAGAGCCUUCUCCUGCAGUUGGCUGACAUGCUGAAGUCCGAAGACAAGGGGAAUAGUGGGUACAUCAGUCACGCUGACUUUCUCAACAGGUUCAAGGAGUGGCUUGACGGAGAGCCCGAUGGGUUUCUUCAUGCUCAAGAUGAUGACAUUGACCGGAUGUUGGAUGUCACAGAGUUUCUGUUCAAGGCACUGCACAAGAAGGGCAGGCUACCCUACAUGACCAUGAUUUUGCUUCUAUGCAAUGCAUCAACUCCUCUGGAAGGCUUUGUCAAUAUGCUGGCCGUUUCGACAGGGAAGAAGAUUGACAUGUACGAUGAUGCUGCAGAGAUUCCCCUUCUCAGUAUCAACAAGGUGAUCACCAACCCGAUGAUAUCAACGUGCCGUGGCGAUGAUCAUGCCACCAACCUUUCUAUGGAAGACUUCAAGCCGGAGUUGAAGGACAAGGCUAAGAAGUUGAAGGGCAUCCCUGACGAGAUAGUGGAGGCGUAUGAAGAAGCUCAGAAUCGUGGUAGGCUCAGAUCAUCGCAUGGACAUUCAAGUCUACAGAAAACGGUCCCUCUCCGCGAUGUCCUCACGCAUGCGUCCAUCAAGGAUUUCCUGAGUAAAUGCCGUGCCCUCCUUUGGCUGCCAACCAAACUUCCGGCAACAGCAACUGAAGAAGAAGAGCCCAGUGAGCAGCAGUCCACCCCGGCCGGCAUCCUAAUGGCGGUGCCUAACUGAUAUGUAGCUAAUCAACUCUGCUUACUCGUCAUACCGUUGUGUCAGCAGCAAUGUCUCAAUACUUAAAUGUUUUGUGGGUUCUCCAAUGCAGGUGGAAACAUCUUGCCAUGUGUUGUUGAUUUUUAUAUAUACAAGAUAAGUCCUUUAUUUUACGAAAACGAAUUUUCUUUGCAUGUGUUGCAUGUAGGAUAUCGGUAACUUUUAGUCAUAUUCUAUUAUGAGAUUAUUCUUCAUUUCUUUUUAGUCGUAUUUCCCCUUGCAUGCACUGGAUGUAUUGGAGUGUGUGUCAUAUCCAUGAUUAAUACUGAAUCUGAGCUCACACUGCAUCUUAGAAGCCACCAUAUGCUGGCCAACACAUGGUUAAAACAGUCAUGGGUGCACGACACUACGGUACGUGCACUGGGUGUGGCAUUUCCUCUGAACCUCCUAUGCAGGACACGUCAAUGAUGCAUGUCGGUUUGCAUCCACCCGUGCUGUUCGGACAAGAAUGCUUCAAUUUGCCCUAUGACGUUUGCAAUGGAUCACAUUCUUGAAUCA
Molecule: messenger RNA, 8211 nt
Organism: Sycon ciliatum
Lineage: Eukaryota; Metazoa; Porifera; Calcarea; Leucosolenida; Sycettidae
Product: sperm flagellar protein 2-like
Exons: 55
Coding region: 352-7674 (2440 amino acids)
Source: RefSeq, a predicted model, not a curated record